This is a messenger RNA of Blastomyces dermatitidis ER-3, 1799 nucleotides long. RefSeq lists its product as uncharacterized. The transcript has 3 exons. NCBI's taxonomy places the organism in Eukaryota, Fungi, Ascomycota, Eurotiomycetes, Onygenales, Ajellomycetaceae. The coding region runs from base 880 to 1413 and encodes 177 amino acids. The record is from RefSeq and is a predicted model, not a curated record.
CGUUCAUCCACAUUGUUGUCCCUCCGAUUGGUGGUCAUCGUCGGGAAGGGAGGUUUCAGCACAGGGGGCUUUCUUCCUGUGCAGUUACAUUUUUGAUAUAUUGGCUGGCUGAUGUAGUGAGACGUGAGGAUGCUGAGGGUGAUUCGGCUCUAAAACAGCUUCCCCGCAUAGUUAAAGCCCGCCUGCUACCUAGCUAUUUACAGAACAAUAGCAGGAGCUAUAAUGUAUCACUUUUGAUAUAGAGAUAUGUGUCUUGCUAUUUGUAGUUUUUUUGCCGAUGGUCGAAAAAUUACUAAUACUAGCAUUUCCUACUAUAUAUUUAUUUGGAGAAGGUUCCUAUUUGGCCAAACUGGCUCCGAAAUCACCACAGCUCGUCAACUGCGUCAACCAACCUGAUGUUUCCUACUCGAAUGCUCUGGGGGAAUAGAGUUAACAGAGUUGAGCUGUCGUCAUCCGUCUUGCCUCAAGCCCCCAGGUUUUGCCUUCACACCUUUGAUAAACUUUCCCAAGAUAAUCUAGCUACCUAGCAGUUGAGGGCGUUCUCCGGAGGGAAGAGUUGGAAAAAUACCUUAUUUGGGCAUCAGGGUUUGGUACUUGGAUCUACAACCCAUUGUCAUUGCAACUGCCAGCGUCAAAUGCCCAAGGCAAUAACCUAUGACCUCACUAGCCCCCAAGUACUCUUGACAGUGGAAGGCGAGCUGGGUGGAAAGGGGGCGAAAGGGGGGCGAAAUUGGGGUGGAGGUAAUUGAACAUAUAAGGAGCUGCCGCGUCCAUCCGGACAGCUGGGCGAAUAGAGAAUGAAUUAGCAAAGCCUAAGUCACAUAUAUACGCAGGCAUUUUUAAUUUGUAAAUAAACCCUCAGAAAUACCAUUCGCAAUCAUGUCCGGAAUCGAGGAUACCUGGAACACAGCUCGCCGCGCACAGCAGGCAGCAUCACAGAACAACCCGUUACAGCCCACUCAGGGCACACAGGAGGGCGACAUACAGGGCAUGCAGGGCUCCCAGGGAAUUGGCCAGGGCAAUAUGCCCCCCUCUAGCACCUACGGUGCGCAGCCCACUGAGGGCUACGGUGCCGCUGGUCAACAAUACGGCCAGCCCACAAUGGGCCGUAGCACCCAACCGAUGUCGUCUCAAAUGGGUCAACGCCAGCAGGGAACCCAAGGCUUGGGAGGCCAAGGCAUCCGCGAACAGGGCUUAGGAAGCCAGAACAUCGGGAACCAGGGACUAGGAUCCCAGGAAGCAGAGUCUGAAGGAUGGCAGGGUAAGCCUGCGGAAGGACCAGGGAUGAAACGCGGUUCGCAGUCCUCAGAGGCUUCCGAAUAUAGCCAGGCAUCCCAGGAAGAACACGGUGACAAGUCAGGCGGCGGUGGUCUCCUCCGGAAAGCCAAGGAUAAGUUGUCUGGCGUCCGCUAAGUUGGAAUCUGGCGAACUGGGAGGUGGAUUGGAUAAGCUAGAAGUAAAAAGUACUUGCAAAUUGGAUAGUGGAGGUAUGGAUUUCAUUGUUGGAUAUUUGUUAGUCCCUUUUGCAUGUCAAUUAUAGUCAGUAAUAGUGUGACGCAAAAUUGCUCACCCGAAAAGCAAUAAAAAUAAAAAAACUCUGCCAGUGACGGCAAAAAUGUGAGCAAACAUGUUUUAUAAUGUUGAAAAUGUUCGUUCGUCUUGUAGGUACAUUGACAUAAUUUAGACAGGUAGGAUAUAUACGAUAGUGCCCAAAUAUCUAUUUAUAUAUACAAAAAAGAAAAUACGACGCGGAUUUAUUCGUUCGACCACUCAGGCUUCUUCUUCUCGGCGAAUGCGGU